ACCCACGGGCGCUUGCGCAGCUCACAUGUUUUAGCAUGCAGGACGAUUAGCUUGCCUCUUGUUAAGUUAAUUUAGCAAUUAGUAAGUCUUUCUACGAGCGUAACAUAGCUGUAUGAUCACGCAGUAUUAUGCUUUUACUGUAAAAUUGUUUCAUUUGUCAAUUUGGUUUUUUUUAAGUUUCGGAGUGACUUUCGUGGUUUCGGUGAAAGUCAUGGCUAAUUUGUCAAAUUACGCCAGUCGCAUGGCGCGACUUAGUGCACGCAUAUUUGGAGACGUUGUGCGUACUACGGAUUCCAAAUCCAUGAAGGUGGUGCAGCUGUUUAAAGAGCCCCCCUUGGCCCAGAGGAAGGAGGUGUAUGACUGGUAUCCCCAGCACAAUAUUUACUAUUCCUUAGCACAGAAGCUUCGAUUCAUGGGACUGUUCAGAGAUGAGCAUGAAGACUUCAAGGACGAAAUGCGACGUCUCAAGAAGCUGCGUGGGAAAGGAAAACCCAAGAAAGGAGAAGGAAAGAGAGCAUUAAAGAAGAAAUAGGCAAAAUCCUAGUAUACAAGGACCUUUUCAUAGGAGAAAACGUCAGCCAUCUGGAAGAUGAACUGUAUGGAAAUGGAUUGCAGCACAUUCCUUUUGAAUGUAGUGACUUCUGUGUUGCUGAAUUCUCUGUACAUGUUCAGUACAUGUGUCUGAAGAUUUUAAUUAUCCUUGGCUUGUAUCUUUUUUGGAUUAAAUAUUCACUAUCAUUCAA
Messenger RNA from Electrophorus electricus (electric eel), 743 nucleotides. It is a transcript of the gene mrps33, whose product is annotated as mitochondrial ribosomal protein S33. Gene Ontology annotation, cellular component: mitochondrion. The record is from RefSeq and is a predicted model, not a curated record. NCBI's taxonomy places the organism in Eukaryota, Metazoa, Chordata, Actinopteri, Gymnotiformes, Gymnotidae.